AUGCCUCAUGUGGUCUUAGAGCGUAUUCGAAAUGCGCCCUUCACUAGGUUGGAUGCCGGGAAAGAGCGAGCUCAUGCGGAGCCAAUCACGCGGCUUGAUGCACGGGCAGCAUACAUGAUUGAAGGACUGGAGCUCGCGGCCAAUGUCAUUUUUGUUGCCGGAAGUGCUUGCUUUUGGCCAGCCUUUGCUCACGACAUGGAUGUGUUUCUACUUGGGUGUGAGCUUUUCAUCCUUGGGAGCUUUGUCUACUGCUGCAUCACAGUGUACACGUUGUGUGAAGCAGUGCACUACCAUGACAACAUUCUGAACUUCGAAUCCAUUGAGCACGUCCUGUACUUGCUCGGCUCCUUGCUCUAUCUCGUGGGAACAGUGAUGUAUUGGCCGCCUGAGAUUGACCGAUACCAGCUCACUUGGCUGGCAAAGCACUUGUCUUUGGGCGUUUACUUCAACCUUUUCAGCACUCAAUUUGAAGGCACCAUUCUUUUCAUGGUCGGCUCGGCCUUUUUUGCCUUUGCUUCCUUUGUGAAUGGCCUCAACCAGCGGAGCUUCGACACCUUCACCAACCAACUUCUCACCGCAGUGACGUCGCUGUAUCUAGGUGGCGCGCUGUUCUUCGUCAUGGGCUCCGUGGCCUUUUUGCCCGACUUGGGCUGCAACGGGAACAUGGUUCGCAUCGGUGCGACCCUGUACAUCUCUGGCAGUGUGCUUCUGGGUGUGGGAUCCAUCAUCAGCAUCUACCGAACGAGCUACGUCCUGUCAAACCCUGAGAACCAAGUCUUGAAGACCAGCUCGUCCUCGGCUUCUACACCUAUUGCGGAAGAAAAGAUGCCACAAAGUCAGGCAUAG
Molecule: messenger RNA, 846 nt
Organism: Durusdinium trenchii
Lineage: Eukaryota; Dinophyceae; Suessiales; Symbiodiniaceae
Source: the annotation of a GenBank genome assembly